Aspergillus ochraceoroseus IBT 24754 is the source of this 1608-nucleotide messenger RNA. Its product is annotated as sugar porter family MFS transporter. Gene Ontology annotation, cellular component: membrane. Gene Ontology annotation, biological process: carbohydrate transport; transmembrane transport. Lineage: Eukaryota; Fungi; Ascomycota; Eurotiomycetes; Eurotiales; Aspergillaceae. The coding region runs from base 1 to 1581 and encodes 526 amino acids. Gene Ontology annotation, molecular function: carbohydrate:proton symporter activity. The record is from RefSeq and is a predicted model, not a curated record. The transcript has 3 exons.
AUGGCAAUGAAAGCUGCUACUGAGCAGCAUGAAUCUGUGGAGAAUGACUCUGAGAUCAGAGUCGCUCAUGAUGCCCUCAAUGCAAAAUGCAACCCUUUCACUUGGUCAAUGAUCCGCCUUUAUGGAUGUCUUGCCAUCGCCUAUUUGUGUGGUUGUCUGAAUGGUUACGAUGGUUCGCUCAUGGGUGGGCUGAAUGCCAUGUCCUCAUAUCAACAAUUCUUCCACAUGCAAUCUGCUGGAUCAAGCACUGGUCUUGUCUUCGCCAUGUACAACAUUGGCUCGAUCCCUGCUGUUUUCCUGACUGGACCGGUAAAUGACGCCUUCGGUCGUCGUAUCGGCAUGUUUACUGGCGCCGUAAUUAUUAUCAUAGGUACCUGUAUCCAGAGCCCAUCGGUUGACAAAGGCAUGUUCCUCGCAGGACGAUUCAUCUUGGGCUUUGGGGUCAGCUUCUGUUGCGUCAGUGCUCCGUGCUAUGUCAGUGAAAUGGCACACCCUGCAUGGAGAGGAACGCUCACGGGAUUGUAUAACUGCACAUGGUACAUCGGCUCCAUCGUUGCCGCUUGGGUUGUGUACGGAUGUGCCAAACUGGAGAAUUCGGACUCAUUCCGCAUUCCCAUCUGGUGUCAGCUAAUCUCCUCCGUCUUCGUCGCUUUUGGUAUCUGGUUUAUUCCCGAGUCUCCUCGAUGGCUCAUGGCUCAGGACAGGGCCGAUGAAGCCGCUGCUGUUCUUGCGCGAUACCACGGAGAGGGAGACGCGAGCCAUCCCAUUGUUGUUCUACAGCUGAAGGAAAUGGCACGUAGUAUUGCAACCGACGCAUCCGAUAAGGCUUGGUGGGACUACCGUGAACUAUAUACUGGACACUCUGCACGUCGUCGUCUCAUCUGCGCUAUUGGAAUGGCUUGUUUUGGGCAGUUGUCCGGAAAUAGCGUCACUAGCUAUUACCUUCCGGUGAUGCUGGAAAACGCAGGAAUUACCUCGGAGAACACGAAGCUUCUGCUCAACGGUAUCUAUUCGCCUUUGUCGUUUGUUGGGGCCAUCUGUGGUGCCAGAAUGACUGACACAAUCGGCCGCCGUCCUCUGCUCAUUUGGUCUCUACUUUUCUGCUCGAUCGCGUUCGCUAUCAUUACCGGAACCUCCAAAAUGGCUACCGAGGAUCCUUCCAAUUCUGCUGCCGCUAACACUACCAUUGCCUUCAUCUAUCUAUUUGGCAUUGUCUUCUCCUUUGGCUGGACACCACUGCAGUCGAUGUACAUCGCAGAGACACUUACAACUACAACACGCGCCAAAGGUACUGCCGUUGGAAACCUGGCGUCGUCUAUCAGCAGCGUCAUAAUCCAGUACAGCUCUGGUCCAGCCUUCGAGAAUAUCCAAUACUACUUCUACCUGGUUUUUGUGUUCUGGGAUCUUGUCGAGAUUGUCAUCAUGUGGUUCUACUUCCCCGAGACCAAGGCCCGCACGCUGGAGGAACUUGAGGAAGUCUUUGCAGCUCUCAACCCCGUAAAGCGCAGUCUGAUCAAGCGAGAUACGGGAACUGUGCUCCAUACCAUGCAGGCGGAAGCUCCCAAGGAGAUUCAGGUGUAAAGUUGAUUGAAGUGGGCUAACAUCCGG